Messenger RNA from Vicia villosa (hairy vetch), 546 nucleotides. Its product is annotated as serine/threonine-protein phosphatase 7 long form homolog. Gene Ontology annotation, biological process: meristem development; meristem maintenance. The transcript has a single exon. NCBI's taxonomy places the organism in Eukaryota, Viridiplantae, Streptophyta, Magnoliopsida, Fabales, Fabaceae. The record is from RefSeq and is a predicted model, not a curated record. Bases 1 to 546 code for a protein of 181 amino acids.
AUGUUUCAUUUGCCAACCGGCGAAUGUACAAUAACACUAGAGGAUGUACCUAUGUUGUUUGGCCUCCGUAUAGAUGAGACGGUUGUACGAGGUGAAACCGAAGGACUUGAUAAUGCGUGUGUCGAUGCUUUAGGCAUAGAAUCUUAUAUUGGACCUGAUAGGGUGAAGGGUACGAUAAAAUUGACAUGGAUCCACGACAUGUUGGAUGACAUGGAAAAAAUUACUCAACCAACCGAGGAGCAAAAUAUUUUGCAUGCAAAAUUAUAUAUUUUAAGCAUGAUUGCAGUUUUAUUUCCUGACAAAUCUCAUAAUUUGUUGCAUUCUUCUUGGUUCCAAUUUGUUAAAGAUCUUGAUAAAUGCGACCAAUAUAGUUGGGGGUCUGCGUGUUUGUGUUACCUUUAUAGGGAGAUGUGCAAAGCAUGUCAAAAAGGAGUCAAGAGUGUUGCAGGCUGCUCACUCCUUCUCGCUGCGUGGACCUACUAUCGCAUUCCACGACUUGCUCUAAAGAGUGAAAUUGCUCCAUCUUAUCCAUACGCCGUUAGGUAA